AUGAGUACAGCCGUUUUUCUUUUAACAUUAUCAUUCGCCUAUAUUCUUCUUGGUACGUGUGCACAAUUUACUAUCGCUAUAUUUACAUCGGAUCCAUUACUAAAUUUACCUUGGCAGCAUUUUCCAUUUUUCAUCAUUAUUCAAGCUAUUUUCAUCUGUCUUUUCUUUAUUAGCGGUUUUCGUCGUGGUUCAUUUGUAUUUCUCUAUCCAUUUCUUUUAACACUAUUUUUACAUCUGUGUUCAAAUGUUUGGUAUACUUUAAAUAUAAUUCAAAUACGUAAAUAUCCAUCGAAUGAAAUUCAACAAUUUUUUGAUUAUUGUUCUAAGGAAAUAUUAAAUACGAAUUUUGCAACUAAACAAUGCACAUGUACAAGAAAUAAUCAACAUGAUAGAUAUCUUGUGAAUAUGUCCUGUGCAAAAGUUAAACUAUUCAUUGAAUUAAUUCAAUUGAUGCCAUUUAUUAGUAUUCUACUUAUUCUGGCUGAUUUUUAUACAUUCAUAUUACUGGCGUUCGUUUAUGUCUAUGAAAAACGAUCCUUAUUAGACUAUUUACCAGCAACGGAUGAUGAAUACGAUUUAGCAUAA
This is a messenger RNA of Rotaria socialis, 585 nucleotides long. The record is from the annotation of a GenBank genome assembly. Lineage: Eukaryota; Metazoa; Rotifera; Eurotatoria; Philodinida; Philodinidae.